Molecule: messenger RNA, 634 nt
Organism: Sphaeroforma arctica JP610
Lineage: Eukaryota; Ichthyosporea; Ichthyophonida
Exons: 1
Coding region: 238-573 (111 amino acids)
Source: RefSeq, a predicted model, not a curated record
CCGGGCUCAGGGUUUUAUCAAUUUGACGUGGUAUGGCUGUGCUUGUAGCUUCAACUUUCAAGCUUGUACAUAAGAAGGUAUAAAUAGGUAUAUGCAGUAUGAAGCACGCGAUCACUGAGUAUUGAGUGCCUAGGGUACAUGCAAGGCGUGCGUAGUUGAAUUGUCAAUAACUGGUCAAUAUGUACACAAUAAACUGACUACGUUUAAUUAUGCCACGCUUCUAGUAGUCACCUAAAUAUGUACUGUGGAACGCUUAGAAUAGCCGUACAAGGGUGGCUAUUACUCUUGUGGUGUAUAUUGGGGUUGGUGUUCGCCCAAGACGUUACCGAGGGUCAGGUUACCAUGACAACGAAUGCGAGUACUGAGGUGCCUAAUAAUGCGUCGCAAUCGACAGUGUUAAGCGAUAUGAGCAAGUUCCCUCACUUUGACACGGGCGGUCUAUCGAUGUUCUUGAAGGGCGAGCCGAGUCCGUUAAGUUUAGGAUUAGUGAAGUUGGACCGGAAUCUGACAUUCGAGUUCUGGUUCAAGGCUGAUGCAUACAAUGCUGCUGGUAUGUGUAUCUAUACCAAAUAGCAAUUGUUUGCUUAUAUUAAUACUUGCGUUUCAGAAGGAAAUGGGAUAUAGAACAACAGUG